UCUGCUUUGAACUGCGAACUCUCUCACUCGAAGCUUAAACUAAUGGCAGACGCCUGAAAGCUCCAUUUCGAACCCUAUCCUUCUUCACUAGAUCCGAUUUUGAAAAAUGGAGAUAUCCGUAGGGUUACGGGUCUCCGCCGCAAUGACUCCAUUUCCGAAUAACAGUCUUCGCCGGAGCUCACAGCAUUUUCAUCUUCUUCCUCCUUCCAAGGUAGAUUAUAGUGCUUCUGAGGUUGUGCCUAUAAGGUCUCGUUCAGUACGUGAUGGCCAUAGUAUGCACUGCCACUCUGGAAAACCGCUGGGGGAAUAUAGAAUUUCCCCAAGUUCGUUGAGCCAGGAGUUUGAUGACUUCUUCCUUAAUGCCAUAAAUUUGAGCUUUUUUGAACGCUUAAACUUGGCUUGGAAGAUAAUGUUUCCAUCAUCACUGUCAAGGAGAAAGUCUAAUGCAAACAUUGCCAAGCAACGCCUGAAGAUGAUCCUUUUCUCUGAUCGUUGUGCAGUCAGUGAUGAGGCGAAGCAGAAGAUAGUAAGCAAUGUCGUUAGCACUCUCUCAGACUAUGUGGAGAUAGAAUCACAAGAUAAAGUUCAGCUGAAUGUGUCUAGAGAUCCAGAACUUGGGACAAUCUACUCUGUAAUGGUGCCAGUUCGCCGGGUGCGAUCAGAAUACCAAGAAGAUGAUCCAUCCGGAACAAUAACGAAUACUGAGUACAAAGAUAAUGGAGAAAACUCCAGUUCUGUCGACGUCAGGUUUGAUUUCUACAUUCCAACUGAUAAUUCCAGUCAUUUUAGUACAUGACAUUUCUACGUGCAUGUGCCCGAACCUGAAGAGGUGAAAAGGAUAAAGAGAUGAACUUGCAUGGCAACUAUUCAUUUUCCUAACGUUAGGUGCUGUUUUUUUACGGAUGGAUUGCUACUUGCUAUCUUUGUAUAUAUCUUAAUACUCCUAUUCUGAUGUUGAAGAAUUUGCUAAUCGCUGAUGACUGGUAUUCCACACUUUUUGCUUACAUUAUUCUGGUAAAUUAUUCUAAGUGUUUCCACUUGCCUAA
Messenger RNA from Ipomoea triloba (trilobed morning glory), 1046 nucleotides. Its product is annotated as cell division topological specificity factor homolog, chloroplastic-like. The transcript has 2 exons. The record is from RefSeq and is a predicted model, not a curated record. NCBI's taxonomy places the organism in Eukaryota, Viridiplantae, Streptophyta, Magnoliopsida, Solanales, Convolvulaceae. Gene Ontology annotation, biological process: regulation of division septum assembly; cell division; chloroplast fission. Bases 107 to 796 code for a protein of 229 amino acids.